Drosophila miranda is the source of this 4940-nucleotide messenger RNA. RefSeq names its product cAMP-dependent protein kinase type II regulatory subunit. The transcript is spliced from 10 exons. Gene Ontology annotation, cellular component: cAMP-dependent protein kinase complex. The record is from RefSeq and is a predicted model, not a curated record. Gene Ontology annotation, molecular function: cAMP-dependent protein kinase regulator activity. NCBI's taxonomy places the organism in Eukaryota, Metazoa, Arthropoda, Insecta, Diptera, Drosophilidae. Gene Ontology annotation, biological process: regulation of protein phosphorylation. The coding region runs from base 382 to 1512 and encodes 376 amino acids.
UUUGUCGGUCGGUAAACUGGCUCCACGGGCUCCAACCAAAUAAAUACUUUACGCGGACCGUUGUGGCGUCGUCGAUUCUACGGUCAUCGGAUUAUGCGUUCUGCGUGCGUUUAAAAAUUAAAAACCAUAAAAAAAGCAGCAAACAAGAGGCCAGAGAGGAAGCCCAGAGACAAGAGACAAGAGUGGAGCAGCCGAGUAGCAGAGGAGCGAAGAGCAGGGAGCAGAAGAGCAGCAACAGCAGCAACAGCAGGAGCAUCCAUCAGCAAGUGGCAGCCCCAAACGAAGCCGUUUCAAGCAGCCCAUCAAAAUCCGUUACCGUUCCGUACGACGCGACGCGACGCUCGUGGGGAAACCAGCAACAAAGUCAGAGACAACACAAAUAUGUCGAGCGAUUCGAGUCGGCGUAUCCAGGUGCCCGAGGAGCUGAAGGAGGUCCUCUUGCAGUUCUCCAUUGCGUAUCUGGUGGAGCAGCCCCCGGAUGUGAUCGACUAUGCCGCCGACUAUUUCAAUAAGCUGCAGGCCAAUCGUCCGGCCCCGGUCAACCAGGAUCACAGUCAGGAUGAUCAGCAGAGCAUCAACUCCCAGGAUGGAGAAGAGCCACCCGUUAUGCAAAACUCACGCCGCAAAUCAGUCUUCGCCGAGGCCUACGAUCCGGAGGCGGAUGAUGAUGAUGAGGGAGCCACUGCCAUAUUCCCAAAAACAGAUGAACAGCGUUCCCGUCUGGUGGAGUCGGUGAAAAAUGUUCUCCUUUUCCGUUCGCUCGAAAAGGAACAGAUGAACCAAGUGCUGGAUGCGAUGUUCGAGAGGAAGGUUCAGCCGGGCGAUUAUAUCAUACGCCAGGGCGACGAUGGCGAUAACUUUUAUGUUAUUGAAUCGGGCAUCUACAAAGUCUAUAUUAAUGACAAGCACAUUAACACCUAUAAUCAUACUGGACUUUUCGGCGAAUUAGCGCUGCUCUACAAUAUGCCCAGAGCGGCCACCGUGCAGGCGGAAACCAAUGGUCUGCUCUGGGCCAUGGACCGUCAGACCUUCCGACGCAUUCUGCUGAAGUCCGCCUUCAAGAAGCGAAAAAUGUAUGAGGAGUUGUUGAACAACGUGCCCAUGCUCAAGGCCUUGCAGAACUAUGAACGCAUGAAUCUGGCUGAUGCUUUGAUCACAAAGAGCUUCGAAUCCGGCGAACGGAUCAUCAAGCAGGGGGACGCUGCCGAUGGCAUGUACUUCAUUGAGGAGGGGACCGUGUCCGUGCGCAUGGAUCAAGAAGAUGCCGAGGUGGAGAUAUCGCAGCUGGGCAAGGGCCAGUACUUUGGUGAACUGGCGCUGGUGACACAUCGGCCACGUGCCGCUUCCGUUUACGCCACGGGUGGCCAUGUCCGGCUUGCAUUCCUGGAUGUCAGGGCAUUCGAGCGUUUGCUGGGACCCUGCAUGGACAUCAUGAAGCGCAACAUUGAUGACUACGAGUCACAGCUGGUGAAGAUAUUUGGUAGCAAAAACAAUAUCACCGAUACACGAUAAAAAGUCUGAACCACCAAUAAAGCAAUCAAACAACCAGCCACCAUUACCAACUAUAGCUACGACUACAACAACAACAGCAACAACAACAACAACAAAAAAACCUACGAAGAACAACACUAGCAGGCUUCUUAGGAUUUUAAUUAGGAUUUCAAUUGGAAAAAAAAUAUGAGCAAUACCACUCCACAAUACACCACAGGAACAGACAAGAAACAAGCAAGAAAACCCAAUCAACAAACCACAAACAAAGCACAAAUACCAAACAAACACCCACACGCAUGGACACAAAAAUCAUUAAAUCUUAAUCGUGAAUAUUUAAUUGAUAAUUGAAAUUAAUCUAUAAUAAUAUGCUAAAGAUAAAGAUGAUGAUGAUGAUGAUGGAUACGAUGUUGAUCAUGUUGAGAUGCUUUGCAAUGUUUCAAGAUUAUGAAAUGAGAUAUCAAACAAGUUAAGAAUUGUAUUGUAUGUACGAGUAUUUAGCAAUUGUAAUUUGUAAUGUAAUUUGUAUUCAAUUGAGCGUUAAACGGGCUCGGAUUCAAGCCACCACAAGAGAGGACAGCAUUAGCAAACGAUUGGCGGCUGUUCUACCGAAGCAAUCUACUGUUAAAUCUACUUAUUUAAGUUUUGUUUAUUCAUAUCUUUUUUUUUGUUAUCCAUUGAUUUAUACAUUAUUUAGUCAUAGCGCACAUAUUCUUUCCUUGGCUGCUAACUAAUUGAUAAGCGAAAAGCAAAUAUAUAUCAACUAUAAGAGCAAAUUGAACACACACACAUCAAGCAACAAGUUUAUAUCAGCAGAUCGAAAGAGUAUAAAUGCUAAACACAUAUACAUAUGUACUGCAUAGUAUGUAUAGAGGACAAUGAAAAUCUAACUUAUUUAACUUUGAAAAAUCAAUCAAUGUAUGUACUAGUCUAUACGUCGAGCAGCUGAGUGUUUCAGACCCCGAGAGGAGCAAAAUAUAGAGCAACUGAGUAAAACUCCCAAUCAACUGAACGGAAAAAACGCAGUAAUGUUUGAUUUAUUCAUUUGCAAGCCACUACUACUACUCCUUCUAUACUACCACUAUCAUUCGCAAGCGAUCUCACUAUAACGAAUGAGGAGAGAAUGUAACUGUAAUGCAGUUCUCGGAGAGAAAACCAAAAUUAAACAGGCGUAUAAUGCUACAGGCACAAUCAAUAUGUUGCAUGGGAUCAACUUAGAAAACUUUGAGAAAAACUAGCGAAACAAAUACGAAAUUUAGCAGAGUGAGAGAUACAGAUCGAGAGAGAGAGUGAAAUGCUGUGUGCUUCAAAUUUCGUUUCCAGUAUGUUCGGGCUGUAGAGAGUGUAGAGAGCGAAAACAAAGCAAUAUAAUAUCGAGGGCCUAGCUAAUGUGUACUUAGAGUGCAUUUCUGUAAUUCGUUCUGUUUUGUGUUUGCUGUUCACUACCUGUAUUACUAACCUAUGCCUACACCUAUACCUAUAUCUCUAUAUGUAUAACUGAAUGAGCUUAAACUAUGGUAAACCCUACGCCCCACACCCUAACCGACUCCAACUACUUAUGUUCUUUACACGAAAUGAAGGUAACCUCAUUGUUUGGAACAAAAUGCGUAACUAAAACAAAUCGUAGACGGAUAAUCAGUAACACAUAUACACUUAACAGCUGUAUGUGUAUAGGUAUACAUACAUACAUAUAUAGUAUAUAGAAAUUAACAAAUUAAACUGGCAUACCAGCAGUCGACAGGUGUUCAAAGCUAAAAGAAACUACAUAUAAUAGAAACGGAAGAAAUAUCAAAUUUGCUACAAAUCGUUCAAAUUGUCAGCAGAUAGUAAUAAAUUAUAUAAUAUAUAUAUAUAUACAUAAAUAUAAAUAUAAACGAGUAUGUUUUUAAUCAUAAUUGGUGUCUAGUCUAUGUUCAAGACUUUAAAAGCAACAAAUUCUUGAAAAUUUUCAACAAAACAAAAAUAAAAAAAAUUAGAAGAAACGAUUUAGAAAGAAUACAAAAUAAUAUAUAUCGAACGAUUAAAUUUCUAGAAAUUAAUUAAGAUGCUGAAAGUGCUGGCCAUUUUCUUCCAUAUACCAACUACACACACACCCACACCCACUCCCACACCCACACACACACAUGCGUACACACAAACACAUAAGACACGCCAUAUUUUGUAAACUAAUAUCAAGCAAAGCUCAAAGAAAGCCGUGGAAAGGGCAGAUGAAAAUUCUAGAAACGCGCAAAAGCAAACCAACUUUAAAUAAAAUAAUGAAAACCUAUUCGUACUUUAACUGUUGUGUUGUAAUUAUGCAUAAAGCGUAUUUAUAUUAUGUGUAUGUGUAAUAGAAAUACUAAAAACAAAAAACAAACAAAAAUAAGAAGAACCGACAAAAGGAAAAAACAAAUAUAUACAAAUGUAAAAAAACAACAGCAUAAAUUUACAAGAAAUUUCAAAGUGUAGACACUGUUAACAAAUUGAAAGAAAAAACCUUGUUUCAAUUAAGCGCCAAACAAGCUGCAAGGAAUAUAAAAUCUUCAAGCAAUUGUCUGCUUUAAUUUUUAAUUCUUUUUUUUUGCCAUUAACACAAUUAUUGUUUAACUCUGUUCUUUAUUCUUUGUACCAAUGCCAAAUCAUUGAGUUGAAUAACCAGCAGCUACAUAAUCGGAAAGGCAUAGCAAUGGCGAGUUUAUUUAUAAGAUCUAACGAUUGGAUAAAUUAAAAAAGAAAAACUUUAUGUUCAAAAGUCCUCGUGGUCGCAAAGCAUUAAAGAAAGAAAAACCAAACAAUUCAAAUAGAUGCAAAAAACAAAAGCGAAACAGGAAUGGAAAAAUCCAAAAGAAGCCAACAUGACGAAUGAAUACAAGUUUAAUAAAAGCGAUAAAACAAAAGCACAAGUUUCUUUUAUUAUUUAAACAGAACUACGAAAAGGUGGAAGGGCUUCAAGGAUUCGAUACACAUAUGUAUGAAUCGGUCCCUAAUUUCGAUUAUCGGAGCUGCCAUUUCUUCGAUGAAAAAGAGUUGUAGGGGGAAAACCUUUGAAUUUAUCAUUUUUAUUCACUUAAAAACGUAGCUCCAAAUACACUUAUAAUUUUACGGUGUUUAAUAUAUGUAUUAUCUUUAAAUGUACGUGUGUAUGUGUAUCCUUUAUAAUUAUGUUUAUAGAAACUCAUUUAUCGGAGCCACUCGCUGACACUCUCCACCGACAAUGCACGAAUGGUAAGAGGUGGUGCGAUUUGUUUCGCCAAUUACAAUAGAUUUGGAUUCGGUUGGUUCAAGUGCACCAGCCUAGUCCCAAAAUUUCAAUGUGAAUGGUAUUUAGUAUUACAAUCCAUGGCUAAAAGCGGUGAUGGUAUCGGUCAUGUUUUUGAACUGCUAUUGGAUUUUGUAUGUAGACUGAAUGUAUCUCUGAAUUCCAUGACGUUGUUUUUUUUUGCCGCGAAUGUAAUUUGUUUGCUUUAUCGGGG